CACCUGACUAUACGAACCCGUAGUGUUCCUUGACAUUGUCCCCAGGCCCCAGCUGUUGUUGUUGUUCAUAGGUACCUAUUGCUGACGCUGUCAAAAUUUGUUUACUACCUACAUAACGACUGUUGGGAAGAAUUCAGAUUAAUUUUUGAUAGAAGGAAACUGGCUGACAAUAACGUAUAGCGAUGUUAUCGUCUAUGGUCAAAGAGCAUCAGAGCCGACUACAAAGUCGUAAAGAAGAACAAGAACGUAGACGUAAAGAAGCUGUUCAGGCCAGUAGUAAUCUUACCCACGCUCUAGUAGAUCAUCUGAAUGUAGGAGUUGCUCAGGCAUACUUGAAUCAGAAGCGACUGGACAGUGAAGCAAGCCAACUUGAACAAAAUGCAACAAACUUUCAGAGACAGACAUCACAGUGGCUUGGAUUGAUUGCUUCUUUCACAGACUCAAUGAAAGAAGUUGGUCAUGUACAGAACUGGGCCUCUACUAUUGAAGGGGACAUGCAGACCAUUGCAACAGCCUUAGAAUAUGCAUAUAAAGUUGAACAGCAAGUUGGAAGCGGAGGUGGUGGUGGUGGUUCUACAACUUAGGAUAUUUGCAUAUUUAUUUUAGUCCUCACGUAAAUAUUACAGAGUCAUCUGGUUUUAGUGACUCUAACUUAGUGUCUUCAAAAAGUUGAUUGAUGAUGUCAUUAGCAUCAACACGGGUCGCAUCAACUCUGGAUUCUUUAUUAGCUUCGGUGCUGGAAUUCUUGGCACGACUUACUGCUGUACGUUCCAAUGACCCUCCAUCACUCAUGCCACCUGAACCUGCACUGCUACUUCUGGAAAGAAAAAUAAAUAAAUAAAUGCAGCUAACAAAAAUUUUGGAUUUGCAGCAAGGUUUUUGUUAUAAAAGGUAUUAUGUGCUUCUCAAAACUCAAUCAUGAUUGAGUGUUUAAUCUAUGCUCUUCCUUACGAAAUUUCUGCCCAAGUCAAUAUUUUUUGAAGAAUAACAAUACAUGAUAACCUUCAAAAGUAUAUAGUGUGUAAGUUGUAUUUGUAAAUAUAAAUGGAGCACUUCAACAUGAUAAGCAAGAUUUCUUAAUAUGAGAUAAAGGAAAUAAAACACCAAAACAAGA
Messenger RNA from Macrobrachium nipponense, 1114 nucleotides. RefSeq names its product biogenesis of lysosome-related organelles complex 1 subunit 1-like (gene Blos1). The transcript is spliced from 6 exons. The coding region runs from base 183 to 584 and encodes 133 amino acids. Gene Ontology annotation, cellular component: BLOC-1 complex. Gene Ontology annotation, biological process: endosomal transport. NCBI's taxonomy places the organism in Eukaryota, Metazoa, Arthropoda, Malacostraca, Decapoda, Palaemonidae. The record is from RefSeq and is a predicted model, not a curated record.